Molecule: messenger RNA, 2442 nt
Organism: Pogonomyrmex barbatus (red harvester ant)
Lineage: Eukaryota; Metazoa; Arthropoda; Insecta; Hymenoptera; Formicidae
Product: monocarboxylate transporter 12
Biological process (GO): monocarboxylic acid transport; transmembrane transport
Molecular function (GO): monocarboxylic acid transmembrane transporter activity
Source: RefSeq, a predicted model, not a curated record
AGAGAGAGAGAGAGAGAGAGAAAGAAAGAGAAGUUCUUUGCGGGUGAUUGAGCUACCCGCCACCUCCAUCCUUCCUCCACCACCACUAGCGGUGAGAAGAAGAGAUGUCGAAACCAGAGGAAAUGUCUACCAGCCGAGAAUCGCCCGGGACUUGCACGCGACCCCAAUGCACCGUAGUAGUAGGAAAAAACAUGUCGAUGAAGAGGAAAACGAGGAAAACGAAAAUGAUCCCACCGGAUGGUGGAUGGGGCUGGGUGGUCCUCUUUUCUGCUCUCGUUGUCAACUUUCUCAUCCCGGGCACCGUCAAGUCCUUCGGCGUACUUUUCGUCGAGUUUUUACACGUUUUCAAGGCGUCUUCCACGGCGGCCUCCUGGAUGCCGGCAUUAUGCUACUUUCUGUACAGCUCGUUAGGUCCUUUAUCUAGUAUCCUGUCGACCAAGUAUUCCUACAAAACGGUAACUCUCAUCGGUGGCACCUUUGCGGCCAGCGGGAUGAUGCUGAGCUACUUUGCCAAUUCAGUUACUUAUCUUUACGUUAGUUAUGGACUUAUGGUCGGAAUUGGGGCUGGAUUAUCAUUCCCACCGACAGUUUAUAUCGUUACGCAAUACUUUGAGAAGCUACGGGGGGUGGCGAACGGUCUAUGCAUUUCCGGUAGCGCCAUCGGCACUAUAGUGCUACCACCGUUACUGCAAUAUCUUUUGGACUGCUUCGGAUACAGAGGAGCUGUACUCAUCAUGGGUGCGAUCACGUUGAACACGUUGGUUUGCGGUCUUCUGUAUCAUCCGGUUGAACAGCACAUGAAAAUCGUACCUCUGGACGAGGGUAUCGAUAACGAAGCGUUGUUUCUCGAUGAACCUAUCGGCGGAAAAGAAGAGUCUGCUGAAAAAACGGGAGAAGAUGUUAAACUCAAUGAUGAUAAAGCGAUGUGUAAAUUUUCGGAUCUUUCGCACAACAUAGAAUCGACCAGCGAGAAGGUAUUCUACGAGUCUGAAAAAGAGGAUUAUAAAAACGAUACAGUUUUGAGAUUUCGAUCCGACGUUGUUAAGGACGAGGACUCGCGUCGGGAGGAGACUCCGCAGAAGAAUAUUUCGCAUGUGAAUGAAUUUUGCAUGACGAUCCGUCCGAAUCCUACGAGGGAAGAUGGCGAUGUUUUGAAUAACGAUACGCAGAAUUUAUCGCGGCGAGGUAGCGUUGUUACGGAGGAAAAUAAUAAGUCGCAGUUGAACUUCUCGAAAGUUGCGAAAAAUCUGAAAGAAGAUAGUAAGAUACGCGUCGAGGAAUCUAGACAGAGUGACGUGCGAUCGAAAUCAAUCAAGACAUCAGAGAAACAUGAAGUUAAAUCCAAGAAAGCGCCCUUUUUCGAUCUAAGCGUGCUGAGAGAUCCCAUUUACUUGGUGAUCCUCAUCUCCAACUCCACAUCAGCCAUCAGCAAUACAAAUUUCAUGAUUCUAUUACCGUCUUAUGCGAUCGCCGAAGGCUUUGAUAAGAAUUCGUCAGCUCUGCUUCUCUCCAUAGUUUCGGCGUUGGAUUUGAUCGGCAGGAUCAGCGGUGCAUCCUUAUCUGACAUCGAUUUUGUACCCAAGUAUUAUUAUUUCGUGGGUGGACUCGGCACUAGCGGGAUCGCUUUGGCGUUGCUACCGAUGGCAACCAGUUACACUAUGCUGUCAUUCUUCUGCGGUCUUUUUGGUCUAUCAUCGGGCAUGUACAUCGGUAUCACGACGGUUAUUCUCGCGGACAUGUUGGGAACGGAGAAGCUCAGCUCAUCUUAUGGAAUAUCACUGUUCGUUAAUGGCGUAUUACAGCUCGUCGGACCGCCGGUUUGCGGGGUCAUUUUUGAGAAUGUGUUGUCUUAUAAGCCGAUCUUCUUAGCCUUCGGAAUCAUUUUGAUUUUGGGCACCGCACUCUGGGCGGUAGUGCCACUCAUUAAAAGAAACAAUAAGAAAGAUGUAGAAGCGAUAUAAGUAAAAUGAUAUAGGAUGUGGCAUCUCGAAGAUUUUCUAAUGAAUCGAUUUAAGUGAGUGUCUUAUAAAAGACUCUACAUAUUACAAUUACGAUGGUUUCUUUCUUACGAUGGAUCUUGUGAUCUGAGAAGAGAUCCGAUAACAUUCUUAGGUACUUUUAAACUAUAAAGCAACAAAUACUUGAAUUGUUGUACAUUUCUAGGAGAAUUUAACAUUUAUAUUUUACAAGAUAUUUGUGGUCUAGAAAAAAUUUGAGAAAACUCGUAAAAUUAUCUAAUAUUAAACAUAUCGAGCUUUAAAUUCAUAAAUCCAGCACGACCGUGUAUCUGCACAGCUAUCUGCACAGCAGACAUUUAUUAUCACGACAAAUAUUUUUCGCAAUUCGUGCCAUUAUUGCAUUACUAGAUUACUAUAUAAAUUGUUAUGUAAUGAAGGCUUGUAUAAAUUGCAUGGCUGUCAUUGAAGACAUAACUUUUUGUAC